Molecule: messenger RNA, 3198 nt
Organism: Saxophila tyrrhenica
Lineage: Eukaryota; Fungi; Ascomycota; Dothideomycetes; Mycosphaerellales; Extremaceae
Exons: 11
Coding region: 1-3198 (1065 amino acids)
Source: RefSeq, a predicted model, not a curated record
AUGGCUUCCAAGCGGGAGAACGCGGAUGAGGACAAUGGAGACAACGGCCCGAUUGGGCACACCGACGACGAUGCUGCUGCUGGACAUUCAUCGUCUGGGAGUGAUGACAGGACCAAGGAAGCGCAAGCACCUGCUAAGCCUGAGCCGAAGAAGGACGAGCAGAAGAAGCCUUCGAAGUUGAAGGUAGCAUGGGAUAAACUGGGCCUAGAUGUAAUGACCCUCAAGAUGAUGUUCAAAGGCUCAGUACCGCCAACAGUCGCCAUCGCCAUGUAUCAGUCUCCUCGUGUGGCGGAGGUAUACACAACACUGGGCUAUCUCGUCGCCAUCGCAUCGAUUCUCGGAUUCGCCAUUAUGCCGCGAGGGAAAUUCAUCCAGCAUAUGACGCUGAACGUCAUCUCUAUCUGCUUCGCGGCCGGCCUGAACCUGCUGGCAUUGUACUGCGCUACCCAGGCUCGCAUCAAUACGACACCUGCCGGACAACCACCGAGCGUAUACAACUCGUCUCAGAGCGCGGUGUGCGCUGUUUGGCUUAUUGGGCAGGUGUAUCUGAUCAACGUGUCGUCCCUAACCAGCUUCGGAAUCAUUGGUUCCAAGGAGAACUUCGCUGAUGUCAACUUAGAUGGUACCCAGUUCCCAGACAUGCCAACUGCCACUUCGUUCAUGCAACGACUGAUCGAAGCAUUCUUGUCCGGAUUCGCGUUGGCAACAGCGACCCACUUCUUCAUCUUCCCAACGAGCUCUCGUCUGGUGGUGUUCAAGGAGUUGGCGGGCUAUUUGCAACUGCUCAACGGUGUUGUGAAGACGCAGACGGCAUACAUGACGACUCUAGAAACCCAUGACCCUCUGAAGCAGCAGGCCGAAGGGGCGGAAUCAGACAAGAAGAAGCACAAGAAGAAAAAGGAGAUCGCAGGGCAGUCUGGCUAUAUUUGGGGCACUCCCGCAUCCGUGAAGAUGGAAGAGCUGAUGAACAAGCUGAUUGAACUUCACACCAAACUCCACGGCGACAUCACUCCCGCGAAACGCGAAUUCGCCUUCGGAAAAUUGGAGUCCCAUGACUUGACAGAGCUGUGGAAGCUCGGUCGAUCUAUCUUCUUGCCUGUGUUGGGGCUCGCGUCCAUGAUCAAUAUUCUCGAGCGUCAGGCCGAGCUUUGUGGGUGGAAGAGUGGCGAUGAAGUCUCGCAAGAGGUAGAUGAGAAUCGAUAUCGUCAGAUUGAGAACGUUCAUGAAGCGAUGAAGUUCUUGCACAAGCCGUUCGCGCAGAUGACUGCAACGCUGGACGGCGCCUUUCAACACAUUCUCUUGGUACUAGAGCUAGUCAAGCCGCCGAAGAAGAAGCAGGAGGAUGAGGAAAGCAAAGGGGAUGAGGCACCAAAGCCUGGAUCUACCGGGUUCGCAGAGACGUACAAGAAGAAGAUGGAUGAGUUCUACAACUCCAAGAAGAGAUCGCUUGAGGAUUUCUGCGCUCAAAACGACAUCCAAUUACCGCCCGACUUCUGGGAGGCGUCUUUCAUCCAUCCCCAUACACUGACUGCGGAACAAGAGCACAGACGUGAGCGCCACCAGCGACAACUCUUCUUUGUGCUGUACCUGGAGUAUCUACUCUGGCGAGUCGCGAAAGCUGUGCUCAACUUGGUCCUUUUUGUCGACAAGAGGAAGCAAGAAGGCGCCUUCAAGCGGUCGAAACUCAUUUUCCCCGGCAGCAAGACGAUCUACAAGUGGAUUCUAUCAACCUUCGGCCAAGAGGACAUGAGUCAAGAAGACUCGUUCACGACAGACAUGGACUCUGGAGGCAACGAGUCGUUGUAUCUCGGCCAAGGGUUCAGCAAGAUGAAGGAUCCCGAGCACGAACCGCCUCGUAAUGCUUUUGAGAAGCUUGGAGAGAAGGCCCGGAACAUACCACGGUUUUUCAGGAGCGAUUCGUCUGCAUUUGGGUUUAGAGUGGUUGCUGCCACGAUGACGCUGGGGAUUGUGUGUUAUUUGCGAGAUACGCAGUCGUUCUUUCUUGAUAAUCGAUUGCUUUGGUCGUUGAUCAUGAUCGCCAUCUCCAUGAACCGAACCGCAGGCCAGAGCAGCUUCAACUUCGCCAUGCGCAUCCUAGGCACAGCAGUCGCCAUGACCGCCUCAUAUGUCAUCUGGUACAUCGUCGACGGCAAGACCCCCGGCGUCAUCAUCUUCCUCUGGCUCUGGAUGGCCAUCGCUUUCUACCCGAUCUUCAAAGCGCCGAAGUUUAUCAUUGUUGCCGUGCUGAGCAUCGUUACAUCCGUCCUGAUCGUUGGCUAUGAACUGCAGGUGCGCGUGCUUGGUGUGGAAGUGGCGACGUCGAAUGGACAGCCGGCGUAUCCGCUGUAUAUUCUUGCGCCGUAUCGGUUGGCGGCAGUGACUUGUGGUAUUUUGGUGUCGUAUAUCUGGACUAUCUUCCCCUUCCCGAUUUCUGAGAGCACGGAGCUGCGCAAAGACCUAGCUGCGUCGUUGAAUUUGAUGUGCAUAUUCUAUGAGAACGUGCAUGAGACUGUACGAUCGAGAGUCACUGGCAAAGCUGGGAGCAUCACUAAGAAAGGUACUCAUGCAUACAACCUCGAGAAGGCGAGGACGACUAUCUUCUCGAAGCUCGUUUUCGUUCUCGAGAACCUGAAGACGAAUUCAGCAUUCUCGUCUUUCCAGCUCCGGGUCGGUGGGCGCUUCCCCCACGAGGAAUACGAGGAGUUGAUGUCCUGCAUGCGCCGGUUGUUACUCUGGGUAUCCCUAGCCUCCUACGCUUCUUCCGACUUCGACCAAGUAGAGGAGGCAGACGCUGAGCGGUCACUAUGGGCUGCCGAGUUUCGCAAAGUCAUCGGCAACUCGGCCAACACCAGCAACCAAAUCACCUCCCUCCUCUCCCUACUCGCCUCCAGCCUCAGCAACGGCCAGCCCCUCCCGCCCUACCUCCGAAUGCCCGAGAGUUUCCAGCUGGUCCGGAGGCUCGAGCAUGUCAACCCGGACAUCGUGAGCGUGCGCCACGUCGCGGAGCCGGAGUAUAGUGCUUUUGCGGUGAUGCAGGUGACUUCGCAGUGUAUCAACACCGAUGUGUUGAAGUUGGUGAAGCAUGUGAAGAAUUUGGUCGGGGAGAUUGAUUUCUCGUAUCGGGCUGUUAAGUCUUCUUCGGCGAGCUCGUUCAACUCUUCUGAUGAGGAGGAGGAUGCGAAGAGUAAGGCGGAGUGA